UGGAAACCACUCCCACUUGGUAUAUCGUUAGUCUCAUGCUCGAUAUUCAGAGGCAGUGAGAGGUGACAUGGCGCUGCAAAGACAUCAGCCCGGUCAAGGAUGUUCUGUUUUAUCUACAAGGAUCUGAUGAAGGAUCCAGUGAUUAUUGCCUGUGGACACCGCUACUGUUUGAGCUUUACUAUUAGACGUUGGGAUAGAGUGGAGCAGAAGAAAAUAUAUAGCUGUCCUCAGUGCAUUAAGACCUUUGAACCAAGGCCUGCCCUGGUAAAAAAAAACGUUUUGACAUGUUUAGUGGAAGAAAUGAAAAAGAAGAAGAUGACAGAACCCCAAGCUGGUCCAUCUGAUGCCUGUUAUGCUGAACCUGGAGAUGUGGUAUGUGAGGUCUGCAGUCCUCCAGGGAGAAAGAGGAAAGCUCUAAAGUCCUGUCUGCAGUGUCAGUUCUCUUUCUGCGAGCAGCACCUCCAGCCUCACUAUGAAGUUCCAUACAAGAAACACAAGCUAAUUGAAGCCUCGAAUUUCCAGGAGAACAUCUGCUCUCAACAUGAUAAGGUAAUGGAAAUUUUCUGCCGCACCGAUCAGCAGGUUAUCUGUAGUUUCUGCUCCAUUGGUGAACAUAAAGAACACAACACAGUUUCAGCUGCAGCAGAAAUGAGCAAGAAGAAGAAAGAGCUCGGGGUGAGUCGGCAAAAUAUCCAGCAGAGAAUCCUGAAGAGAGGGAAAGAUUUGAAGCUGCUUCUGCCGGAGGUGAAGGCCAUCAAUCUCUCUGCUGAUGAAGCAGUGAGGGAAAGUACUGAGUUAGUCAAACUCAUUGAGCAAAGAAGCUCUGAUUUGAAGCAGAAGAUUAUAUCCCAGCAGGAAUAUGAAGUGAGUCAGGUCAAAGAGAUUCAGGAGAUGCUGCAGAAAGACAUCAAAGAUCUGAGGAGGAAAGACACUGAGCUGGAGAAACUCUCACAAACAGAUGAUCAGAUUAAGUUUCUACAGGCCUACCCCUCACUGUCAGAUCUCAGGGACGCUAAAAAACCAUUCAGAUUAAAUACUGGUCCUGUACGAUACUUUGAUGAUGUGACAGCAGCUGUGUCAAAGGCCAGAGGUAAAGUACUGGAGAGAUUUAAUAAGGAAUGGAUGAAGAUCUCAGAGACAGUGACUGAAGUGGAUGUUACAUUUUUGCCAGACCCCCGGACCAAAGCUGAAUUUUACAAAUAUGCAGCCCCCAAAUAUCUUCUCAAACUGGAUCCAAACACAGCGAGCAUGCAGAUACAAUUAUCUGAAGAUAACAAGAAGGCAACCUCAAAGCCAUACAAUCAGCACACAGACAGAGUGAAAGAGCAACAGUCAUAUGAUCCACAUGUCGACAGAUUCAUGGCUAGGUCUCAGGUUCUGUGUGGAGAAGGUCUGACUAAUCGUUGUUACUGGGAAGUGGAGUGGAGUGGUUUAGGAGGUUCAGUAGCAGUCGCAUACAGAGAUGUUCCCAGAACAGAGGGGAAAAGUGUAUUCGGGGACAAUGACCAGUCUUGGGCACUAGAGUUUAGUAAAACUAAUUGUAAUUUCAAACACAACCAUAUAAAAAAAAAAAUCCCUCUCCUCCAAUCCUCAAGGAUUGGUGUUUUCUUGGAUCAAAAGGCAGGAGUUCUCUCCUUCCACAGCGUCUCUGAAACCAUCACCCUCCUCCACAGAGUGCAGACCACAUUCACUCAGCCGCUCUAUGCUGGACUCGGUGUUUAUUAUAAUGGAGCUUCUGCUACACUUUGUGACAUCAAGGUCGAACCACUGUCAAGUGAGGUCAGUGAAAACUAAAUGGACAUUAUUUUGUGAGAUCUGCUGAGAUGUGUGAUCUCACAUAGAGUUGUUCAUAUCAUUGUCUCCCAGAAAACAAUGAGCAGAAUAUCUUUUGUAACCUUUUGUUUUUUGUGUGCCUUUCUUUCAAUAUUUAUUUUGGGUAGGGACAUAGGGGCUCAGAUAAAUAAAACAUAUAUACAGUCUUUAACAUAUGGGAGUUUACGUAAGUUAUGUAAGGGGAGUUUUGAGUAGAUGAUUGCAGCGUGUUAGCAAGUGGCUAACCUAGCUGCUAGCAGAGGGUGUCUCAGUCUGUAGGGACUUAACAAAGGAGCUGGAGGGACACCGGUUCAACUCCCAGAAUGGACCAAGUACGGAGAGAGUACUAUACUUUAAAAGUUGUUAUUUAACCACCGCCUUCCCCUAGCCUGCAUGAUAUUAAGAUGGGUGAAAUGCUUGUGCUGCAUGUCGAUUAAAUCAUUAGAAUUCUUUAACACAGUCGAUAAUCCAAAGAUAUUUUAAACUGAAAUGCGUGCCUGUUUGUCACGUGAGGGACAACCUCUGACAUACAAUAUUUAGUUUAUUCUAUAUUUAUAUGUAUUUGUAUCUUCCCAUUUGUGAGUCAAAUUGUCUUGGUGAACAUUGUUUUUCACAACAGGUUUCACAAGUUGUGCUUUUGAAUAUGGAAAAUCAGCCGUCUGUAAAUAGAUGUGGACAUGUCCCCUGUGUAAAAAACAUCUAUUUGGGUGU
Molecule: messenger RNA, 2523 nt
Organism: Notothenia coriiceps (black rockcod)
Lineage: Eukaryota; Metazoa; Chordata; Actinopteri; Perciformes; Nototheniidae
Product: tripartite motif-containing protein 16-like
Molecular function (GO): protein binding; zinc ion binding
Source: RefSeq, a predicted model, not a curated record